Rhipicephalus sanguineus (brown dog tick) is the source of this 4831-nucleotide messenger RNA. Its product is annotated as myotubularin-related protein 10. The coding region runs from base 265 to 2436 and encodes 723 amino acids. The record is from RefSeq and is a predicted model, not a curated record. The transcript has a single exon. Lineage: Eukaryota; Metazoa; Arthropoda; Arachnida; Ixodida; Ixodidae.
CCUUGGCUGAUGGGUCACGCGCGUCUACGAGCCGUUUCUGUGUCCCUUUGGCGGUUCCGGCAAAGUGCAUCGCUACGACCACGGGCUUGGCGGGUUUCGGGCUGGAUCAUGGAUCCCGAUGCCCUGUAAGCCCGAGCGCCCUUUCCUGUCGCACCGGGGAAAAGGACGCGUGGACCGGUAACACGCAACCACCGACGAGUAGGCUUAGAUGUUGCCCCGGUGUAGCGCUGUGUAUCGCACGCCUCCGGCGACGUUGACAACAGGAUGCAGAUAUCGACAGACUCCUUCCCAUUCAAGCUGGGCACCCGGCGCAAUGUGCUCCAGGUGAGCGACGCUUCGCCGGAACAAGAAGCCAUGGGCUCCGAAACGAGGCUGAAGCGCGUCGGCAGUUCGUUCGUCUCGUACGUGGACCUCGGUGUCGGCGAGCGGUCGUCUGCACGCCCACCCGACGCAGCGCCUCCUCCACCGGAUCUCAUACCGCUGGUAACACUGAAGCCCGCGUUGUGCGACGGCGAGGUGGUGGUGACCGAGGUGGACAACGUGCUGAAGUUUAACACGUUUAGCGACCUGCGUAACGGCGUGUCUGGCGUGCUUUUCUGCACAAACUUCAAGCUGAGCUUCGUCACGAUGGACGCGAGCGGCGAGCACAAGCCGCGAGCGCUUUGCGCGAACCGCGUAUUGGGCGAAAACGACAUCGGUCUCCUGAACGUGGAAGCCCUGUUUCUGCUCUCCGGGGGCCGCCGCAAGCGGCUGUCUCCCCAGGCGGCCGCUGCGCAGUCCGUCGAGGUGCUGCAGGUCCACUGCAAGGACAUGCGCAUUUUCACCUUCUCCUUCAAGUUCUGUCAGAGCGACCAGUGCAGCGCCAAGGUGCUGCAGUUCCUGUCGCGCCACGCUUUCGUCUCCAGCCUGGACAAGCUGUUCAGCCUGCGCGGUGGCUCGAUCGGCCAGCGCGAGCCGCCUUUCGAGAGCGCCCGCGAGUGGGACACCGAGCUGCGACGUUGCGCCGCCUCCAAGUUGUGGAGGGUGACCGAGCUGAACGAGCGGUAUCGGCUGUCGGCCGCGCUUCCCGGCCGCUUCGCGGUCCCGCGCCGUCUCGUCGACUGCAAGCUAGAACGCCUGGCGCAACACUUCAGCGACAAGCGCGUGGUUGCCUGGUGCUGGAGCCACCCGAGCGGCGCCGCACUGGUGCGAGGUGCCGCCUCCGACACGGGCUCCGAGUCGGCGGACACCGAGCGGCUUCAACUGCUCGUCCAGUGCCUGGGCGCCGACGUCCACUUGGUGAAUUUGGAUCUGGAGUGCCCGAUCGUGCGCGAAGUCGGUUCCAGCUACCACAAGCUUCAGGCGCUCUGCAUGCCGGCUGAUGAAGCAGAGUUUCUCGAACAAGAGGCCCGUUUCUACGCGGCGCUCGAGUCGACCCGUUGGUUGGAAUGCGUGUCAGGUUGCCUUAAGGUUGCGCUCACCGCCGCCAAGGUAAUAGCGGAACGUCGGAAACACGUCUUGGUGCGCGAACAGAGUGGUGCCGACAUGACUUGCGUGGUCGUCAGCCUGGUGCAGAUUCUUCUGGACCCUUACUAUAGAACGCAGGCAGGCUUUCAGACCUUGGUUGACAAAGAGUGGGUAGCCGCGGGUCACCCCUUUCCGGAACGCCUGGACCAUCUCGGUCAAGGACGUGCAUCACCAGAUGCGGCACCAGUCUUUCUGUUCUUUCUCGAUUGCGUCUGGCAGCUUCAGUCUCAAUUUCCCGCAUCAUUCGAGUUCUCAGAGACGUAUCUAACUAACCUCUGGGACUGCACGCACGUGGGCAUCUAUGACACAUUUCUUUUUGGGAACAACCGACAGCGAUGGGAGGCCUUGAAGGCGCAACCGUUCCGCAAUGUCUGGGAUUGGGCUGGCCCGCACUCACGCCUUUCUCCGCAAGACCUGGAACUCUUCAAAAAUCCAUUGUACCUGCUUCAGCGAUCCAAGGAGUUGCUCAACGUGAGAGCCCAAGAGGGUGCUGGUGACCGAGGUGCGCCGUCAUUUAGUGAAGAUCUGCUUCUCCUGGACCCCACGGUGAAGUCGCUGUCAGUGUGGACACAAUGUUACUACCGCUGGAUUCCAAAAGCGGAGGUGGUUAAUGGUGAUCCGGCAACUCUGUUCCUCCACAAUGUUCGUGUGGCCAGGGAUAUAAACUUUUUGGCUACUCAGAUACGACUACUGAAAGAACAUCGCGAUGGCGGAGAGACCGUGCAGCUGCGGCACCGUCGUCUGCCUUCGGACGAGUACUUCUUUGCCAUUCAGCGUAGUUCUGCGCGUCCUGGUGCAGCAAUAGACAAUCAUCACCUUGUGACUUCUUCAUUUCCGUUUGCACCUCCGGGUCCUGUAGAUUGGGGAAGCUGCCACGUACCUUCGGUAGCACCUCUUCCAGAUGAUGACUACGGAGACUUGGAUGACUAAACUAGUGACCGUAGUUUUCCUUCGAAAGGGUCUUCUUUUAAGUUGAUGAACGUGUUCUGUGGAGUGCUAUGUUUGGUUUGGUUUAUCGCACUGCAUAGCAGGCACAUAGCUGCUGUCAGGGCACCGGCCAAGCCAUCUCGGGGCAUUUCAAGAUUGCUUCUUUGGCUGCUGUCAAAUACUUAAAUUGGAAACGUUCACAGCAUGAGAUGCCAACAAUUGGUUAUAUUAGGUUCUCGUACAGCUGUGAAAAGUUUUGAUACUUCUUUUCUGUGGAAGCUUUCUUUCACUUGCAGUGGGUUUUAAUAGCAGCUAACCAAACAUUUCAGCAGCCAACUGUCAGUGCCUUGUUUACAUCAUGUGAUGUUACAUGAUUCUGUGCCAGGCAGGGAUUUUGUUCUGUUAAUUGUUCCCACUGGAGGCCAUGGUGCUGUAUUGUUUGUGGAAGUUCUUUCAUUUUUUGCAAUGUUUUAGUGGCUCCUGGCUCCUUGAACGUGUGCUAGGCAGAGGGCACAUUGUUCAGCUUAGAAUGAACGUACCGGUAACUUAUUGUACAAAUUGUUUAAGCUCCUGCUUGUUUAUUAGUGGUCAUAUGUUAUGGCUGUUAAUAUGUAUAGAGAAUGUAUUUUUUGUUUGAACCUGUUCCUAAGGCUGUGCGGAUUUUAUUUUCAAGAAAGCUGAGACUGCAGCUUCUCUUUUUUUUUUUUUUGCCUUGAAGAACCCACUUUCUUUUUCGUAAUUAGUAUUGCCAGUAUUGAAAGUACUGUUAUGCAGUCCUGCAGUACUAUGUUGAUAUUAAGUUUACGAGGUAACUAUUUCUGUGAGACAUGCCAUAAAAGUAGGUGAACAUGUCCUCUCGGUGCUUGAACCAGCCAUGAUGUGCUGGUUUUCCAUGUUUUUAUUCUCUACGAGUAGUAUAUCUUGUUGCCCUUGCUUUUCAUUCUCAGAGCCCUGGGGCCAAACUACAUUCAGUGACAGCGUGUACGUUUUGUAUGCAUCAUCUUAAAAACACAAAUGGCAUUGUCCCUAGCCUAGAACAAGGACGCAUUUUUUAAGGUGUAGGUUGGACUAUGUACCAAUGGUAGAAAAAAAAAAAGAGAGAGAGAAAGCAAGAUGUGCUGUCUUGUCCAGUGAACGUGAAGAUUAUUCUUCAUUAGAUGCGCUAUCUUGUCGUAUCUGUAUUAAACAGGUUGGCUGUGCUGUCAACUAAUAAAGUCUAAUAAAGGAGGCAGAUGUGAGGCUUAUGAUGCAACGAAAAAAUACAAUAGUUUUUCAUUUGACAUCUUGCACAGCGAGUGUUGGUUUUCUUAAAGCGGUGCAAUGCUGAUGCUGCCGAGCAGCUUAGAUAUCUAUUAAGGGGAACAUGUAUAUUUUGUUGCCGCAGUAAGUUUGAUGAAAUACUUAGCACAGCACAGUUAUUGGCCUAAUUAAGCACUCUUGCAUGGCAUUAGAGUCCUGUACCUACAGCUGUCGGAUAAAAACCUGGGCAUUUUUGGUAAUCUCUUCUCGGUAUUUGCAGGUGGCACUUGGCAGUGUCAAUAAUAGUAAUAUGGUAACUCUGUGGAAACACUUAAAUAUUUUGAACAGUGUGUGAUAGGUGUAGCUAAUCUAAUCACAUGUACUUUGCUUUUUUAGCUGUAAGCUACCAAGAUUGGUUGUGUGUGGGUGUUCUCGUGGUCUUAGUAACCACAUAAAACUCCAGCCACAAUUUGUGAUGUUACUCUAGAACUGUGUCGAUGCUUUACAAUCUUGCCUUUGCAGGCACGGUCAAAAGCACUGGCCAUAUGAAUCAUUUUGGUGUAACUCUAGCUGUUUCAUGUUUGGCGACUUAAUAUUGCAGCUUUACAGCUUUUUUGGUACCAAUUGACACCUGAAUUUGUUGUCUAACAUGUUUGUAUAGAUUUUGACAAAGAUGGCCUUUGCAUUUGAAAAGUAUGGUUUUGUGAUAAUAGCUUAGAUGUUGUGUAUAUCAGUGUUUGGGCUCUUGGGACAUUGGAAGUAUAACUAUUUAUGAAAUGGACCUAUGAAAUGCGGCCAAAUCUAAAUUAGGUGCCAUACUGAUUGGUGGGAAGUAUUAAAACUGCUUGAGAAAGUUAAAAGGUGUGGAGGGGGCCGCAGCUUUGCUUAUUAAACCACUCGUUAUGUAUGCAAAAAAAUAAAAGAAAAGGGUACUGAAUACAUGUAAAUAAGCACUGCCCAAAGGGAGCCCUACAUUCUAUCUUAUCGGGGUGCAGUUAUUCACUGACGUACAUCCCUGUAAGCAUAGCUGUAGGGCACAAAUUCUUCGUGCUGUUUAAGAGCAUGUCUACAGUACUUCGUGGCACAGGCAUUUUGGUACGAGACCUGUACAGCCUGUAGUGUGCCCAACUUUGGAAUUGAUUAAAGAGAUUAUAAGAUA